AUGGCUGUUGCUCUAGAGGAUCCAAGAGGAAGCCUAGUUUUAGGGGCCCCUGAAAGGAAUGUAGAUGAAGAGGAGGAAGAUGACACAUCUACAGUUUUAUUGAGUGUUUUAGUACAGCGGGGACAGUUAGGGCUCUGUUUCUAUGACAGUGAAGAUUCCUCUUUACACUAUAUGGUAGAUACUCCUGAUAAUCAAAAGCUUCACCUGUUGUCAAGAGUCAUUCAGGAGGUCAGGCCCCAUGUAAUCAUAACCAGUGCAAAACAAGAAGGCUGCUUGACCCAGUUUUUGCAGAAACUUGGUUCCAACCCUCACUACAAACCCGAGGUGGUGACGUAUCCAUAUGUUGACUUUGGUCUGGAGGUCGGUAAGCAGAGGCUUCUCUCCGCCUAUCUGCCGUUCCUUCCGGCUUGCACUUCAGAGAGGGACAAACUGUCUUACCUCUCCUCCUGUAUCACCUUUGACUCACCCUUGAUGCUCCGGGCAGUGGGAGCUCUGCUGAAAUGUCUGGACAGGAGGAGAGUGGGAGUAGAACUGGAAGACAGCACUAUUGGAGUUCCAAUCCUUCAUUUUCAUGCCUACACACUUAAAGGAGUGGUUUACAUUGACAGAGAUACUUACAGUGUGCUUCAGAUCUUUAAAUCAGAUCUACAUCCAUCAGUGUACAAACUGCAGUCCGGUGAAAAGGAAGGACUGAGCCUCUAUGGAAUAUUAAACCGAUGUAGAAGCAGGUUUGGAUCUAAACUGCUACGUCAGUGGUUUAUGCGACCUACUCAAGACCUUGCGGUGCUACACAGAAGACAGGAAGUGAUUUGUUUUUUCACUUCACCUCGAAACUCGGAUGUCCUGAACACGCUGCAGGCCUCAUUGAGGAACAUCCGAAACAUACCCGGUCUCCUCCGCCGCAUGACUCACUCUAACACCAAAGUUACUGACUGGCAGCAUCUCUACAAGACUGUAUACAGUGCUGCGUGUAUCAGGGAUUCUGUGCGGCAUCUCCCUCAAUCCAUUCAGCUCUUUCGGGAGAUCAGUGAAAAGCUCUCUGAUGAUCUUAACUACAUUGCCGCUCUUUUAAAACGAGUUGUGGAUUUUGAUGCUAGCUUGGAAGAGAACCGCUUCACUGUCAAACCAAACGUCGAUUCUGCCAUUGAUGAGAAGAAAAGGAGGAUGAUGGGGCUGUCGGACUUCUUGACGGAUGUUGCCAGAAGAGAACUAGAACAACUGGACUCUCGAAUAUCCUCCUGUUGUGUCAUUUACAUUCCCCUGAUUGGAUUUCUGCUCUCUGUCCCCCGGCUGCCCAGCAUGGUGGAAAAAGAGGACUUUGAAAUGGAAGGGCUUGAGUUUAUGUUUCUCUCAGAGGACCGGCUCCACUACCGCAGUCAAAGAACCAGAGAGCUGGACAACCUGCUUGGAGACUUACACUGUGACAUUAGAGACAUGGAGACUGUAGUGAUGACACAGUUACAAAAUGCAGUCCUGGAGAGGAGCGGCUCUCUGCAUCAGGUUCUGGAUCUGAUGGCUGAGCUGGACUGUCUGAUGGCCAUGAGCAGUGCCUCCCAGGAGUACUGCUACACCUCACCCAAGCUUACCAGGCAUAGAAAGAUAGCGAUAACACAGGGCAGACACCCACUACUGGAGUUGUGUUCUCCUGUGUUUGUUGCCAACUCCUUCCAGAGCUUCGAAUCAGAGAGCAGAAUCAAGAUCAUCACAGGCCCAAACUCAUCUGGCAAGAGCAUCUUCCUCAAACAGGUGGGUCUGAUUGUGUUCAUGGCUCUGAUUGGCUCCAACGUGCCGGCUAAAGAGGCAGAGAUUGGUCUGGUGGAUGGGAUCUUCACUCGCAUGCAGAGCAGAGAGUCCAUUUCUGUGGGGCUCAGCAGCUUCAUGGUUGAUCUCAACCAGAUGGCCCUGGCUCUGAAUAGCAGCUCUGGGAACUCAUUAGUACUCAUUGAUGAGUUUGGAAAGGGCACCAACACAGCUGAUGGGCUGUCUUUACUCGCUGCAUCAGUCUCAUUUUGGCUGCAAAAGUCUGCGGUGGAUGUUCCACACAUCCUGUUGGCUACAAACUUUCACAGUUUGAUGCAAUUAGGCCUCCUUCCAACUACUGGAAUGCUUUCCUUCCUGACUUUGGAAACAGCAGUGGACAGAGAUGAGUUGGUGUUUUUGUACCAGCUGAAGGAAGGGAUCUGUCAGUCCAGUUACGCUGCCAACAUCGCAGCACUGGCAGGCCUGCCAACAUGCCUUGUACACCGAGCUAUGGAGGUGUCUGAACAUUACAGGACAGGAAAACCCAUCAAACACAUUGACCAAGAAUCGUCAGGGGACCGGGACAAGAGAUGCCAGUCUGUGGUGGAGAAGUUCUUGAGUCUUGAACUGGAGGACAAAGAUGUGGAUCUGCAGAGUUUCAUGAAAGAUGAACUACUGCCCUCUGCUGGAGAGCUGCUGAAGCGCAGCUAAACUCUUCAACUGUUGCAAACAUUUUUU
Cyprinodon variegatus (sheepshead minnow) is the source of this 2478-nucleotide messenger RNA. It is a transcript of the gene msh5, whose product is annotated as mutS homolog 5. Gene Ontology annotation, biological process: mismatch repair; chiasma assembly. The record is from RefSeq and is a predicted model, not a curated record. Gene Ontology annotation, cellular component: nucleus. The transcript has 25 exons. Gene Ontology annotation, molecular function: mismatched DNA binding; ATP binding; ATP-dependent DNA damage sensor activity. NCBI's taxonomy places the organism in Eukaryota, Metazoa, Chordata, Actinopteri, Cyprinodontiformes, Cyprinodontidae. Bases 1 to 2451 code for a protein of 816 amino acids.